ACUCCCUGAAGACGGACAGCUGCAGACACCAGUGAGGACACCUCAGAGGAGCAGCCGAGCACACCGCGAAACCUCUCCGUUACACCGGAGCUCAGCGAGCGGACCACCCGGUGUUUAUUCGGUUCCUGUCGGUUCAAACAAGAGAAAAAGAAAAGCGCAACGGGGCGCUGCUGGAUCUACACCGCAACGCAUCUACGCAGCUACGAAGAGGCUGAGCAGAAAAACGUCGCAUCAUCGUUUAUGAAAAUGUUUUCCGUUAACGGCAUCCUCUGCACGCUCGCGCUGCUCGUCCUGUGGCGGGCGGAGGAGCUCGCGGAAGCGUGCAGCUGCGCUCCGGUACACCCGCAACAGGCGUUCUGCAACGCCGAUGUGGUGAUUCGAGCGAAGGUGGUAGGAAAGAGAGAGGUGCAUUCUGGGAAUGACGUCUAUGGGAACCCCAUCAAGAGGAUCCAGUAUGAGAUCAAGCAGAUCAAGAUGUUCAAGGGGCCUAACCAGGACAUCGAGGCCAUCUUCACUGCUCCUGUGUCCGCUGUCUGUGGCGUUACCCUGGAUGUCAACGGCAAGAAGGAGUACUUGAUCUCAGGCAAGGCCGAGGCCGACGGAAGCAUGCAUGUGACCCUGUGUGACUACAUCAUGCCCUGGGACUCCUUGAGCAACACCCAGAAGAAGGGCCUCAGCCAGCGCUACGAGAUGGGCUGCGAAUGCAAGAUUGUGCGCUGUCCCUCUUUGCCCUGUGAGAUCUCGGCUCCGAAGGAGUGUCUGUGGACGGACCUGAUGAUCGAGAAGCAGGUGCACGGACGCCAGGCCAACCACUACGCCUGCGUCAAGAGGGCGGACGGCUCCUGCUCCUGGUACCGCGGCAUCGCAUCGCCCAAGAAGGAGUUCCUGGACGCCGACGACCCUUAGUCACGUGGCUGACCUGACUGCCCACUGCACAGCCCGGCUGGGAAAUACAUGUUAACGAUUCCAUUGAAAUUAUAGAUAACAACAUCGGGCAAAGUGAUUUUUUUAUUAAAAAAAAAAAAAUGAAAAGGGAAAGCUAAUGUGACGGAAUUUACCUGCUGGUCUGAAAACAACCUUUAGCCUCUCUUUGUAUUUGAUGUUCGUUAGCUUGCUCGACUUUACUUGACGGGGCUCAGAGGUUGUUCUCAGACACGGCGUCUCUGUAACAAAACAAAUGAAAUGUCAUCGUGAGACAUAGACUGGUCAAGUGAUGAUGUCACUUCCUCCUGAGGCUGGCGUCAGGAGGAAGUCAAUUCUCUGGGCCACUGAGCACUUCCCUGCCCCUCAAAGUGCUUUCACAGCUCUGCUCUCCGACUCCACCAAUCAAUCCCAGAUCUCCUGACGAUCAUUCGUUACCCCUCGUGUUUCUACUUUUAUUACCUCAUUCUCCAUUUUAUUCCAAAGCCAAAUUACAAGUUGUCUUUCUUUUUUUUUUUUAAAUGAUUGUCUCGCUCUCUCUCUCUCUCUCUCUCUCUCUGAAUACAAUUAGUUACCGCUCCUCUCGUCUUCUCGAGCUGUUUGGCCACCGGUGACGCCCCACGACACGCUUAACUGUUUUCGUGAGUGCUCUUCUCUGGUUUCAUUAGGUGACAAUCUUUUCUCGUGGUGAUUUUAACUGAAGCCUGUGACCGUCGCAGGCCUCACUGGACCAGUCUAUGCUGUGUGAAGAUGAGCGCUCUAAAUUCAGACCGCUCAUGAGGUAAAGCGCCUCCUCGUCGCCCCCACAGUCCAAUCAGAAAUAUCCCAAAUUCAACUUCCUCAUCUUGUCUCAUCCCUCUCAAUUGUUCUCCCCACUAUGUAGCUGUACAGUACCCAUGCAUAUACUUUUGUUGUUACUUGAUUAUUAUUUACUGCAUUAGAACUAGAUUUGCACUUUUUGAGGAUGAGUUCCAGUAAAGACAAGAGCCUGAACACUCUCAUGUGACAGUUAUUAUAGUUCGCCGAGACCGACGGAUCCCCCUCAGGUGCAGAUUUCUCCUAUUUUGAGUGCUUUUGGUGAUCCAUAUUCACAGACUUAUUCUUGCUAUCUUUGUCAUAACAGAUAAAAUAGUACUUGCAAUGGAAGAAAAACAAAAAAAAGGGGCGCGUGAGAGGUUCGGUUAUAAGGGAUCUUUUUACAGAUUUUAUGUGUGAAAGAGAAAAGAAAAAGAGCUUUGUUGGAUGUUAUUUCAGUGUCUUUGUAUUAUCUGUUGAUUGUAAAUGCCAACAGCAGUUUCAUGGUUUGCCAGUAUAUUUUCGCAGAUGAUUAAUUUCAUGAGUAAUAAGGUCUUUACAUGCUUAACGUUAGCUUUGACUGCUCCCUCCACUUAUUAAUGAAAGCUUUACCGCUGUCAUAGAAAGUAAGUUACUCAAUCCAAGUUUACAGUGCUGUUUUAUACACCUCAAGCUACAUUAACACAUAUAUAUAUUAUAUGUUUGUGUGUGUAUAUAUAUAUAUAUGAUGGAGUAUUAGAGGCAUAAUUUAAAAGUAAACUUUCCACUUUCCAUUACCUUAUAUUUUUCAGUGUUCUAAUUAUACCUGUCAUGUGUUUUCUUUGUCCACGAUGUCUUUAGCUGUAGUGUCGAGGUGAGAACGUCCUCUUGCGCUGGAGUAACGUGAGAGUGAGGGAGAGUAAUCCUUUUUGGAAAGGUGUAGAGAAAUGGGAAAUGGGUACCUGUGUGAAUAGAGGACUGUGCAUGUGUUAGAUGCUUUAUGUAAGUCCGGGCAAAGGACAAAAUAUGCAGUAUUAUCAAAUAAAAACCACACGUUUGAAAGAAUGA
Messenger RNA from Pseudoliparis swirei, 2763 nucleotides. It is a transcript of the gene timp2a, whose product is annotated as TIMP metallopeptidase inhibitor 2a. Gene Ontology annotation, cellular component: extracellular matrix. Gene Ontology annotation, molecular function: metalloendopeptidase inhibitor activity; protease binding. The coding region runs from base 241 to 906 and encodes 221 amino acids. The transcript has 5 exons. Gene Ontology annotation, biological process: negative regulation of membrane protein ectodomain proteolysis; negative regulation of endopeptidase activity. Lineage: Eukaryota; Metazoa; Chordata; Actinopteri; Perciformes; Liparidae. The record is from RefSeq and is a predicted model, not a curated record.